Messenger RNA from Megalops cyprinoides (Indo-Pacific tarpon), 699 nucleotides. RefSeq names its product small integral membrane protein 8 (gene smim8). The coding region runs from base 52 to 342 and encodes 96 amino acids. The transcript has 3 exons. Lineage: Eukaryota; Metazoa; Chordata; Actinopteri; Elopiformes; Megalopidae. The record is from RefSeq and is a predicted model, not a curated record.
UUGCUGGUGCCUGCUAUUGACGGCAAGGCAGCUGUGAAAGGGAUCCUAAGUAUGUCAUCGCAAGAGUCAGGAAGUGGCAAGGCGGACGCUCCAAAGGAGGGGGGAUUCAGGACCCCAGGACUGCGAGGGGCGCAGACCACUACGCUUUUCCGCGCAAUCAACCCUGAACUCUUCAUCAAACCUAACAAGCCUGUGAUGGCCUUUGGACUCGUCACGAUCUCACUGUGUGUGGCGUACCUCGGUUACCUUCAUGCCAUCAAGGAGAACGAUCAACAGUUGUACGAAGCCGUCGACAGCGAGGGGGAGAGAUACAUGAGGAGAAAAACCUCUAAAUGGGACUGAAGCUGUCAGACGAAAUGUUGGUCAUGCGAUCAAACUCAGAUUGACUCUGUUUUCCUGUCCAGUGAAUUUCCACUGGUUGCUUUCAUACUCCUGAUAAGGACAAGUGGCCAACACUUGGACACUUGGUAAAAUUAAAACAAAGUCUAAUGACUUCAAGCACUGAGAAUUAAAACUGCAAGUUAAAAUGAAAAGGAGAAAAAAAAGUCAGUCUCUGCACAACAGUUCUGAUGCAGCUUUUUGAUUUACAUUCUGAAAAACGAAAUCUAAUGUCUCGCUGGCAUUUUUUUUUUGUGCUUGGCACUUUUACAAAAUGUACCCAAAAUGUAAGGGUUCUGUUGGGAGCCCUUAGAUGGAAUC